Molecule: messenger RNA, 774 nt
Organism: Acanthosepion pharaonis
Lineage: Eukaryota; Metazoa; Mollusca; Cephalopoda; Sepiida; Sepiidae
Source: the annotation of a GenBank genome assembly
AUGCCAGAUAAAGUUCAGCGUACAAGAUGUUUAGCUAUAGAUACAAAAAUUUAUCUAUCUAUCUAUCUAUCUAUCUAUCUAUCUAUCUAUCUAUCUAUCUAUCUAUCUAUCUAUCUAAGUUUGUUCAUAAUCUAUCUAUUUUUCUCAAUCUAUUUACUGGGGUGUGUUCAUAAUCUAUCUAUCUAUCUAUCUAUCUAUCUAUCUAUCUAUCUAUCUAUCUAUCUAUUGGAUGUGUUCAUUAUCUAUCUAUCUAUCUAUCUAUCUAUCUAUCAAUCCAUCUAUCUAUCUAUCUAUCUAAGUUUGUUCAUAAUCUAUCUAUUUUUCUCAAUCUAUUUACUGGAGUCUGUUCAUUAUCUAUCUAUCUAUCUAUCUAUCUAUCUAUCUAUCUAUCUAUCUAUCUAUCUAUCGCAUUCUGCUCACCUUUUUGGAUGUGCAAUUCUGUACGGACGCAUAAAUUUAAUACUCAUACUAUCUAUCUAUCUAUCUAUCUAUCGUAGUCUUGUCAUAUCUAUCUAUCUAUCUAUCUAUCUAUCUAUCUAUCUAUCUAUCUAUCUAUCUAUCUCAGUCUAUUCAUAUCUAUCUAUCUAUCUAUCCCUGCAUUCACCACACUUUACCUAUCUAUCUAUCUAUCUAUCUAUCUAUCUAUCUAUCUAUCUAUCUAUCUAUCUAUCUAGACCGAACCCGAAUAUAACAAAGCAGAUAAAUUGUCCUACUAAUAAUCCACAUCUAUCUAUCUAUCUAUCUAUCUAUCUAUCUAUCUAUCUAUCUAUCUAA